AUGAUCACCAGAGACGAUGAGCGGCAAUUUCUCAUGACUUCAGUCCGACGAUACUGUAAGAAGGAGCCACACAACAUAAUUGAUCCCCAUAUAAGUGAUCAAAUUGAUAGUAGUUCUUAUCAUAUAUUCCAAGAAAUUGCAUAUCAAUGCAUUAGUUUCAAUUUAAGGGAACGCCCUAGGAUGGACAAGGUCAUUGAGAGGAUUGAGGGAGCAUUAACUAUUCAAAUACAAAGUGUUCUUGAUAAACUAAACACCACCAGUCCUGACGGCCUAUCCGCUGCUGAAAUCCAACUCCUAAGAAAAAUAAUGGAGGAUAACCGUGUCGCCAUCCGUAUUUACACAUACCAACUUAUGAUGCCGAAUUCCCAGACAGAGGAACAGGCAAUCCAUAAUGUAAAGAAAUCAUCCAAUGUUGAAGAAAACAAAGGCUUCAUAGUCUCUUGCGGGGCUGUCCCAGGAAUUGUUCUUGUGCUGAAGGUAGGUAGAAUGGAAGCGUGUGAGAAUGCAGCUGAUACCAUUUCAAGCGUCUGUGUAACUGACGAAAACAGGGCAAUCAUUGGUGCUGAAGGAGCUAUCCCACCUCUGGUAUUACUGUUGAGUACAGGUACUCAGAAAGGGAAGAAGGUCGCAAUUAUUGCUUUGUUUAAUUUAUGUUUAGAUCGGGAUAACAAAGGAAGGGCGGUGAAGGCGGGUGUAGUCCCCAUUUUGAUGGAGCUUCUGACCGAACCACAGGGUGUGUUGAAGGAGGAAGCAUUAUCCAUUCUAGCCAUACUCUCAAGCCACGAAGAAGGGAAGUUGGCUAUUGGUACGGCAGAGGUUGUGCCUGUUCUGGUUGAGGUUAUUGGGAGUGGAUCGCCGACAAACAAAGAGUAUGCAGCUGCAGUUUUGGAGGAACUGAAGGAUUUACUACAACAUGGAGUCGUGGAGAAAUUGAUGGAUUUACUACAACAUGGUACGGAUAUGGAAAAAAGAAAAGCCAAACAGUUACUAGAAAAGAUAGAAGACCACCGCCGCACUACUGUGAAGUCGAACGAUGAUGAGUAUGUUGAAAUCACUUUGGACGUCCGUGACGACUCGAUGUCUGUGUUCAGUGUGAAAACGGGUGACAAAGCUGACGUGGAAGAUCCACAACUGAAUUUGUUACCUAAAGGGUUGGAAAAGAGGUCUCAUGUGGGUCAAAAUAUGUCGACGAGGAUGCGGCAGGUGUCUAAAGAAUUGAAACCGUUUGCCAACCGCAGGCAGUUUUAA
Molecule: messenger RNA, 1248 nt
Organism: Lactuca virosa
Lineage: Eukaryota; Viridiplantae; Streptophyta; Magnoliopsida; Asterales; Asteraceae
Source: the annotation of a GenBank genome assembly